Molecule: messenger RNA, 345 nt
Organism: Closterium sp. NIES-65
Lineage: Eukaryota; Viridiplantae; Streptophyta; Zygnematophyceae; Desmidiales; Closteriaceae
Source: the annotation of a GenBank genome assembly
AUGGCACAGCCGUCGCAUUGCCGUUCUAAGGGGAUUGGGGGGAAGGUGGGGACGGAGGUGACCAGAACACUCGUAGUAGUGGCAUACGCUAAAAGAAUACUCGUGAGGUCUCUUAUUAACAACGGCAGCAGCAACGGCGUAUGUGAGCAUCUUCGGCACAAUACGGGUGGUCCGAGUGCGAGUGAGCGAAGGGAGUGGGUACACUUUUGCUACCGGGCGUGUGAGCUUCAUCAUCCGUUUUUGCUCGCGAAGAUAAGGAAGAAGGGCGUGAGAGGAAGGGAAGGCGAGAGCAAGAAGAUAGAUGUGGUAGCGGGGGGGGGCCAAGGGGAACUAGGGGGGUUCUAA